UGCCACCUCCUGCCUGGUGUGUGCAAUCAUUUUCUGUGGCGCGAUGGGUGGGAGGUGCCACAAAGACGCCCACCUGCAAGCACAAGGCAAAGCCGCCAUGAGGGUGAGCUGAGCUGCAUUGUUCGUUUUGUAUAUGAAGAUUUCUCUCUUGGCGAUCGUUGAUGUUCGUUAAUAGCUAGUAAUAUUUAUCAGCAGUCACUGAACGACUCGCAUAGUCACUGAAAUCGACUGAUUAUUACUAACGGCGGUCCUUGAUGGCCCCUGACGGGCACUGACGGGCACUGACGGGCACUGACGGGCACUGACGGGCACUGACGGGCACUGACGGUCUCUGACGGGCACUGACGGGCACUGACGGUCUCUGACGGGCACUGACGGGCACUGACGGUCUCUGACGGGCACUGACGGGCACUGACGGUCUCUGACGGGCACUGACGGUCUCUAGUCUGCGGCAGUAAGCGUCUCGCGGCGGGCCGUCGAACCGCGCCGAGGGGGUCAUGGCGGGGCUCCGCGCGAAGAUAGAGUCCCUCGUUACCUCCAGAGAACGCUGCAAGCAUCGCUCCUAGAGCAGCAACUUGACGGGUGCAUUUGGUGCCCAGCCCAUGCUUUUUUAGUGCGCCGGCUUCGCAACCCUAACCCACCGAACCACUUGCCGCUCGUGCGCUUGCGCGUGCUCUUGCGCGUGCUUCUGCUCCUGCGGCUGUUCGUACACGUGUUAGUAUGCGGAUGGGGAGAACAGCCGGCAGCACGCCAGCAUCCCCUCCCCCGGCAGAUCGCUCGCCCUCCGCCACCCCAGACUCCGUCCGCGAGGAUAAUUCACCGCUGGUCCGCCUGUGCGCGUCCGGCCGCUCCCGCUCGUCGUCGGAAUUCCCGACGGUCGUGAGCGACGGACCACGAGCGGACUCGGGAGGACGAGGGGUAGGGGGAGGGGGAGCGGGACGGGGAGGCGGCAGCAGAGGACGAAAGGGAGAAGGCGGAGGAGGAGGAGGCGGAAGCGGAAGCGGAGCGAGCUCUCGGGUGAGCCGGAGGCAGCCGUCGUCCUUCUCCGCUUCCAUUCCGCUCACGCACAGCGCGGGUAGCGAUCCCGACGAUUUCGCCUCGUCCCUCCUCGAAACCUCCACCGUCUCCUCCGAAUCCUCCCCUUCCGCCGCGGGCGGCGGAUCAACCGCCGGGGAAGGUGGCGCUUAUUCCGGGAGCCUGCUUUCCCCUGCUGCUGCUGCUGCUGCUGCUGCUGGCGGUGGGGCAGCUGGUGUGAACGAGGAGGGCUCGUUUGACCGAGCACCCGGAGCAACGCCUGCCGCAGCGGCCGCCGCAGCGCCUGGUAGGUGGAAGCAUGGCGCGCUUAUGGCUCGCUUGGCGGGGUUCCGGGGAGCUAAAAGUGGCGCGCCUGUCGACGACUCUGCGCUAGGUGAUUCUGCUCCUGGCAGUGGCGCUGCUGCUGCUGCUGCUGCUGCUGCUUCUGCUGCUGCUGCUGCUGCUGGGGAUGGGGAUGGGGUUGGCGGUGGGGUUGGGUGUGUGGGUCUUUCAGGUAGGGAACGUGUGUCAGCGGCACGAGCGGUGAGGGGGUUUAAGGGCAGUUUCUCUUCAGAGCAUGGGACGACAGACGAGCAGCCAGGGGGGCAUGGCGCACUGGUGGUAGAAACCGUGGCAGUAGGAGAGGGGGGAGGAGGAGGAGGAGGAGGAGGAGGGAUAGCGACGGACGGGGAAGCGAUUUCGGGGCAUCUAGAGAGUCAACCGCAGGCGGACACGGAGGGGGAGGCGCAGGCGCGCGCGCGGAGCAUAUUCCGCAAGCCCCCCCCGCUCGUGGCGGCGCGGAUGCUGGCGGCGGAGAGAGGCGCGGGCCACGCGCGCGCAGCCAGCGCGGACCUUGCUACAGUCGCCGCUACAGCCGUCGCUGCAGCCAGCGCUGGGGGAACGGGAGGCGCGGAGGAAGGGGGGCGCAGCGGACGCAUCUCCCGCGUUUUCAGGCGCUUAGGGCUGGGCGGGUUUGAGAGGAGCUUCUAUGCUAAUCCGUUGCCGCUUUCCGCGGAUAGGAAACGGCUGCACAAGCCGGCUGGCGCCGCCGUUGCUGCUGCUGCUGCUGCUGCUGGCGUGAGCGGAUUAGGCCGUGGGAGGGCAGAAGAGACAAGGAAAGACGAAAAAGAUUUGAGGCGAGAGGAUGUUGGGGGAGACCCUGCUGAAGAGGCAGCAGAGGCAGACGCAGUUGAAGCAGCAGACGCAGCAGAGGCAACAGACGCAGCAACAGCAGCAGAAGCAGUGGAAUCAGCAGCCGAAGCAGCAGCAGCGGCGGGAGUGUGGCCCCUGGGGCAGGAGAUAGAAGUGGACGUGGUGGGGGACGACGGGGAGAGCAGAACCAUCCCCGCGCGCCUGGUGGAUGCCACAGUGGUGCACGAUGGGCCGGGGGGGCGGCGGGUGAUGGGCAGAAUAGUGCUGGCCACUGGGGAGGUGAUGAUGGUGGCCGUUGAAGAGGAGGACGGCGGGGGAGGGUGGAGAAGCCGAGGCGAGAGGGAGAAGGAGAGGGAGAGGGAGAGGGAGAGGGAGAGGGAGAGGGAGAGGGAGAGGGAGAGGGAGAGGGAGAGGGAGAGGGAGAGGGAGAGGGAGAGGGAGAGGGAGAAGGAGACGGCGACGGAGAAGGGGAAGGGGAAGGGGAAAGAGAAGGAGAGGGAUCGAGCGCUGCGGGAGGUUCUGGAGAUGUCUAAGGGAAUUGGACGGUCGAGAUCGAGCAUGGCUAAGCUGAUCCAGCGGGCCAGGGGUGGUGCCGGGGAAGGGGCGGGGGAGAAGAGGCGGGGCUCUAGACUGCGUGGUACGUCCCAGAGUGGCAUGUCUUGGAGUGGGGUUGCUGCUGGUGGUGAUGGUGAUGGUGGUGGCGGUGGUGGUGGUGGUGCUAGUGCUGCUGCUGGAGCAGGGAUGGAGGACGAAAGGGAUGAAGUUGCUGGGAAGAGUGUGACACUGCCACUGGUCAGGGAACCGGGGGCAGAGGAAGGGGAGGGCGGUAAGGAGAAGACGGGAAGGUCAGCAACGGGGCUGGGUGUGGAAAGGCACGGUUCGGAUAAGCUCGAGAGAAGGAGAGGAGCAGCGGAGGGCAGGGAGAAAGGGAGGAAGGGCGAGAAGGAGCGGGAGAAACUGGGCAGGCGGCAUUCGGUGCAGGGGGACGGGGGAGAAGGUGAGAGGGAGGAGGCGAAGGAGGGGCGGGUACGAGAGAGAAAGGAGCGGGUGAAACGAGACAAGGAGAAGGACGGGGGAGAGGACACAGAAGGGAGUAGGGGCGAGAAGAAGGCGAAGGAGAGGAGGAGCAGGAGCACCAUGAUGGUUAGGGAUGGGUCGGAAAAGGGGUCGGAGCAUGGGAGUGGUAGGGAGAGGCAUGGCUCGAGCUCGAGAGAAGGGCAAGGGGGUGAGGUAUCCCGGAAGACUAAGGUAAAGAGCAAGGAUGGUUUGCGCAGUGCGAGUGUGAAGAGCAAGGAGAAGAAGGCGGGACGCGAGGGGGCAGGGAGGAGCGCAGGGAGCGGGAAGCAGCGGGAGAAGAAAAGUGCAGCAACAGCAGCAGGAUCAGCAGCAGCAGCAGCAGCAGCAGCAACAGGAGCAGAAGCAGCGCGGACGGAAGCCAUUCCUAGCCCGGCUGAGUUCAUGGCCCAAAUGGGCGUGUCUGACGACCUGCACAUGGUGGCAGUGGAGCCUCUCUUGGUCAGCGACGCGCACGUAGGGGACGAGUUGGGCGUAGGCGUAGGCAUGGGCAUGGGCGCGGGCGCGGGCAUGGGUGUAGACUUGUGGUCUCCGCACAGCAGCGAGGGCACCGAUGGGAGCAGGCACGGGUCGGAGCAAGGGGCCGUGGCGCUGGGAGGAGGUGCAGGAGCGCAAGGCGGGUUCGGAGGGUUAGCGGUAGGGGCAGGGGCAGGGGCAGGGGCGGGGGCAGGGGAGAAUCCAGAGGCGCUCGCUGCGAGCCUUCGCAGGGCGUGGGUGCGAGGGGGAGGGGGCGGUUCGCGGCUGAGUAUCCAGCAGCGGGAGCGCAGGCGCGACAGAAGCCGGUCCCAGAAGGACGCAGCAUGGUCCUUCCCUGCCAUGCCGGACCUAGAAGCUGCUGCUGCCAGGCUCGCGGUUGACACGCAGGGGGAGGGGGAGGAGGAGGAGGAGGGGGAGGGGUUGCCGCCGCUGCCGGAAGGGGAUGCGGAGUUGGCGGCUGCGGCGGCGGCUGUUCGCGCUGCUGCUGGGUUCGGGGGGGAGAGUGAGAGUGAGAGCGAGAGUGAAGGGGAGGAGGAGGAGGGGAGGAGGAUAGGGGAUGGUAUGAUUAGUCCGUUGGUGAGCCCCAUAGGUGCUGCUGUUGCUGCUGCUGCUGCUGCUGCAAUUAGGAGCCCUGUUAGGAGCCCUUUUAGGAGCCCUGUUAUGAGCCCUGUUAGGAGCCCUGCUUGCAGCCCUUCUAGGAGCUUUGUUGGGAGCCAAUUACCCCCGUUAAGCCCUGCGAGGAAGAGCUCCAUGACCCAAAGCCCUGUUGCCAGCCCAAGUGGCCGUCGCCGAAGGGGGGGAGCGGAUGGCAUGGGUGGGAUGCUGUAUGCGCAUAGGAGCAGCCACAGCUCCUCCCCUCACGGCGUUGCAGGGGGUAUGACAGGUGGAGGAGGAAGUGGAGGAGAAGAGGAAGCGGAAGACGAAGACGAGAAAGAGGAGGAGGAGGAAGAGGAGGAGGAGGGGCAGGAGGUGGUGCCUCCUUCCAUUGGUCGCACUGACUCCAGUGGUGCUGUAGCACUUAUUGCCCUUGCCUCCACUGCUGCUCCCACCGCUUUAUCUGCAGACCCUACCGCUGCAGGAGCACUCACUGGUGCAGCAGCAGGUGGAGCAGCGAUGGGUGGGCCUCCGUGCUCCCGUGCGCUCAACCCCUCAGCGGCAGCAGCGUCAGCGUCUGUCAUUGCCGCUGCGGUCGCAGCUGCAGCAGACGCCCGCUCCCGCACCCCUCUCCGAGUCGCCAUAGCCUCCCGGCAGGGAGCCGCCUCUGGUAGAGCCGCCGCUGCUGCCGCUGCCGCCUCUGCUGCUGCUGCUGCUGCUGCUGCUGCUGCUGGUGGGAGUGGUGGGGGGGGCGUGAAGCAGGGGGGGAUGCUGUGGCAGCGUAGGAGCAGCAGUUUUGGAGCCAUGGAGCUGGAGGCGCUGGUGACGCGGAGAGGAGAGGACCCUUGGGGCAUGGGACAGGCAGGACCGCUUAGCGCUGGAGCCAAGGGUGCUCCUGGUGUUGCUGGUGCUGGGGCAGGAGGAGGAGAGGCAGGUAUGGGUUUCUCAUCACACACAGGGCCGCUUUCUGCCCGUGCUGCUGUUGGCAGCAGCAAUGGCGGCAGCAGCAGCACGGGGUCCAGACUAAGGGCUAUGGCGGGAGCCGCAGCAGAGGGCAGGGGUGAUGUUUCCAACAGGCUUUUGGCUGGAGAGGCGAGGAUGCGGGAGGGCGGGAGCAGAUGGAGGGAUGCGAGUACUGGCGGGGAGGAGAGCGAGGAGGAGGACGUCGGUGGAGGGGGCAGUGGUGGGGGCCUUGGCAUGCGCCUCCGUGCGCGGUUGAGAAAAGAGAUUCCUAGCAGAUUGGGGAGCGGGGAUUGGGGAGGAGUGUUGGGCGGGCUUGGAGGGGCCAAGGGUGGAGGAGGAUGGGGGUUACCAGGUGUGCCUCGGUCCCCCCUGCGCAAGAAGACUAUGGCAGAAAGCGCUUUGGGAGUGCGGGAAACAGUGGGGAGGGCAGCAGUGCCAGUAGCAGCAGCAGAGCCAAUGGCAGUAGGAGAGCCAAUAGCAGCAGUGGCAGCAGCGGCUGUUUCGCAGGUAUGGCCAGGUGAGGGACCUGUGGGAGUGGGUGCAGGUGCAGGGGAUGGUAGUGCCGUGCUUGCAUCUGCUGCUGCUGCGGCCGUCGCUAGUGCUGGUGCUGGUGCUGGUGCUGGUGCUGGUGCUGGUGCUGGUGCUGGUGCUGGUGCUGGUGCUGGUGCUGGUGCUGGUGGCAUGAGCGGAGGUAGCCCCGCCCGUAUGAGACCACCUGCUGCUCCCACUGCUGCUGCCGCUGCUGCUGCCGCUGCUGGUGCUGGUGCUGGUGCUGGUGCUGGUGCUGGUGCUGGUGCAUGUACGGACAACUGGGAAGAGGAGAGAGGUAUGUUUGGCAGGGUAGCUUCAUUUGGGGAGGCAUGGCCGGUGAGAGGGGCACGGAGAGGGGAAGGGCAGGAGUGGGAACAGGAACGGGCGCAAGAGGAGAAGCCGGAUGAUGUCUUGCAAGGGGCUAGGGGGGACGCUGCCGAUGCUGCUGCCGAUGCUGCUGCUGCCAACGGUCAUGCUGUUGCACCUGCCGCUGCUGUUGCACCUGCCGCUGCUGUUGCACCUGCCGCUGCUGUUGCACCUGCCGCUGCUGUUGCACCUGCCGCUACUGUUGCACCUGCCGCUGCUGUUGCACCUGCCGCUGCUGUUGCACCUGCCGCUGCUGUUGCACCUGCCGCUGCUGUUGCACCUGCCGCUGCUGUUGCACCUGCCGCUGCUGUUGCACCUGCCGCUGCUGUUGCACCUGCCGCUGCUGUUGCACCUGCCGCUGCUGUUGCACCUGCCGCUGCUGUUGCACCUGCCGCUGCUGUUGCACCUGCCGCUGCUGUUGCACCUGCUGCUGCUGUUGCGACUGCGUCUACUUCCUCUGCUGCUAUUGAUACGGAUCCGUUGUUCCAGCAGGGGCAGCAGCAGCAGCAGCAGGUGGAGCAGGGGGGAUCAGAGCAGGGAUCAGUACGGUCGGCGCAGUCAUUGCUGCUAACGAGAGUGAUGUCCGAGGACGAAGGGCAAGGGCUGCCACGAGACGACUCUGUCAUCAUCCAUGAGUUCAACAUGGUGGAGAGAGAAGCAGGAGGUGGAGUGGGUGGGGGGAGGCGGGGUUUAAGGAAAGUGGUGCAUUGGGGGGAGGAGAAGGCUGGACGUGUGUGGGAGGAUAGGGAGGGUGAUCGAAGAGGGGGAAGUACAGAGGAGGAGGAAGAAGUGACGGGGGAGGAGGAGGAGGAGACGGAUACUGAAGAAGAAAAAGACGAGGAGGAGGAGGAUGACGACGAAGAGGAGGAAGAGGACGAGGUGGUGGACGAGAUGAUGUUUGUUCGAUCGCUCUCCACAAUCCGACGGCCCGAAAUCGUGCGGCGGAUGAGCAGCGUGCGGUCGAUGGGCGUGGCGGCAGCAAGGACCCGCGAGUUUGGGAUAAUCGGCAUGGCGCGAGCAACCAUGCAGGGCUGCCAGGAGCACUGGUCCCGCCUCUUCCUCCACUACCUUGAGAUCUCCCUGCAGCUGCCCUCCCCCACAUCCAGCGACCCUAACACCAGGUCCCGCUCCUGGAAAGAACACGCCCGGAGCAAGGGGGGUGGGGGUGUCUUCGCCGAGGCUCCCCCCCAGCCUCGGUCGCUGUCGGGGCUGUUUGCCUCGGAUGAGGGCGAGUGGCUCGGGAGUGCCGUGCCGGUGGCCCGGAGCGUGCAGAGGAACCCCAACUGGACCGCGGCCUCGGCUGUGAGGGAGUAUGAAUGGGUGAGGAGGAAGUUCCAAGGGGCGUCUGGGAGUUGCGAGCAGCUCACUGAAAGCCAGGUGAGGCAGCUGUUUGCGUGUGGGCUGGCUGUGUGGCUCAAGUACUGGGAGCAGUGGGGGGAGGAGAAGCCCGACUGGGCGUAUGAGCUGGAUGACUGGUAUGGGAUGGAGGACGAGGGGGAGGGGGGGGAUGAGGACCAGGAGCAGCACCCGCCAGAGAUCAGCCGGCGCCCCUCUUCCUUCUUCUCCUCCUCCUUUGCCCACUCCCUGCGACGCCGCGGCACCAUGGGGCGCACAGGCACCCUCUCCGGACCCACUGCAGCUGCCGGUGGUGCUUCCGGUGUUGCUGCUGGUGGUACCGGUCCCAUGCCUUCCCCUGUGGAGGCUCGGUGGGGGAUCCAAGGCUCUCUGCAACACAGACUGGCAAAGGAAGCUCUGGCAGGGGCAGGGGCAGAGGCAGGGGCAGGGGGAGGUGGGGGGGGUUACCUGCAAGGGGUGAUCUGUAGGCAGGACGAGGUGGUGCUCCUGGUGGGGCUGGCUGCGUCCAUUGCACCCUGGCAGCCGUCUACAGCAUGCAUGUGCCUGCUGCACCUGCUGGACCGACUCGCCUUUCUUGAAUGUGCUGCUCGCGCUGCUGAAGCCGCCGCUGCUGCUGCUGCCGCUGCCGGCUUGGGGAACUUCAGUAUUGCUGCUGCUAGCCCUGCUGGUGGUGGUGUUGGUGGGGUUGGUGGGGUGAUUGGGGGUGGUGGCAGUGGUGUCUUGUUUGGAGGCAAUGGCGGGAGGAGCAUGUCUCCUCGUUCCGGUGCCAGUCGAGCCUCCCUCUACUCCCUAGCAGCAGCAGCAGGUCCUGCCUCUGCAUCGCCCCGCACCACCACCCCGCUCAUCUCCCCCAGCGGCACGCCCCGGGGUGUCGGCACUCUUGCUGCCGCCGCAGCUGCUGCCACUGCUGCUGUUCCCCUCCCGCAACAAGCGCCGUCGCUCGCAUCCCCUCGCUCCGCGUCUCAAGUGGGGAGUGUGGGGAGGAGAGGGGAUAGCCAGCCCACGUCUCCCACGUUCGCACAAGCACAGGGGGAGGGUGCUGCGGCUGCCACUGCUGCUGCUGGCAGUCUUGCUCGUGUUGGCUCAGAUGCUGGGAUGGAUGCAGCUGCUGACAAUGGAAAGCACCACCACCACCACCACCAGCACGAGCAGGGUGCGACUCACAAGAGGCGCUUCACUCUUGCUCUAGGCUCAGCUCUCCUCAACUCGGCCUUCUCAAGCUUCCAUACAUCGGGGUCUGCUGCUCCUCCUCCUCCCCCUGCUGCUGCUGCUACUGCUGGCUCUGUCUCAUUCAAUACUCCCGGCCCUGCAGCAGCAGCAGCUGCUGCUACUGCCAGUACUGGCCAGUCCACCACCACCUUCCCUCCCAGCGUCAGUGGCAGCGGCACUAGCAGCACGAGCGGCUCCGUUCCCCCUUCCCCUGGUUCUUUCCCUCGAGACAACCCUCUGGACUCCCCCCUCUCUGUCACUGGCCUCCCCCCUCUCUUCGACCUGCUCCCCUCGGCACAUCUCGCGUCCUGCCGUGCCUUUGUCAUGAGCUGCCUUAGAUCUGUUCUCACAGCUUGCUACGACCGUGCUGCUGCUAGUGGCAUGCUGGGAGGGGGCGGAUGGGAAGGUGGGGGGGGAGGAGGGGCGGGAGGGUCGAGCUCGAGGCAUGAGCUGGUGAUGCAGGCGCUGUUGAAGCAGCAGCAGGAGCAGCAGCAGCAGGAGGAGGAGAUGCAGAGGAAGCAGCGGCUGGGGCAGGGUCAGGUGCAAGGGGGGGUGCAAGAGGUCGGGCAAGGUCAGCAUCCACAGGCACAGGCACAGGCACUACAACUUCAGUCACAAUCACCAGCACCAUCACCAGCCCCAGCACUGUCACCCGCACCAGCAGCAUGGGCGCCGCUCCCUCUCUCUGCGCUGGCGGAGAUCGCGCUAGCUGAAGGCAUAGGCCAGGCGCGGCACAGCAACCUAGCAGAGCGCUGCGAGGAGAUCGACCGCCUCUACUACUCCUUCGGCUUCGGCCCGGGCCUCGUGGCAACGAACCUAGCCGUGGAGGCUCGGCAGCUGAGGCACCUCCACCCAGAGGAUCUCCUGGCCACGGCACGGCACUGUGUGCGCAUGGGCCUGCAUGAGGCAGCCUUCCAAUUCGGCAUGGGGGCCGUGGCCACCGGGAGACUAGGUGUGGAUGGGUUCAGUCAGGUGAUCUCGAUGGUGUUUCACGGGCGCGGGGUGGAGUCGGUUUCAGCGCGGUUCGCGCGGCUGGCUACGGCGAUCAAGGCUGCACCCGGGUCAGCCAUGGCUGCCGCGCCGACAGCAAUAGCAGCAGCGGUGACAGCUGCUGUGGCGUCGACCCUCGGCCCCGCUGCCAUGUCACAUGCGGGGCUGCAGCUACCAGCACUGCCGCAACCGACGCCCCCCCCGGUGUAUAUCGGGCAGUUUGCGGAUGCGAUGCUGAGGAGCACGCAGCUGAAGCAGCGGUUCCCGUGGGCGUAUGAGGUGACGCUCAACUUCCUGCGCAUGAACCUUAGGGGCAGCCCAGGGGCUGGUCCUGGCAGCGCCGCCGCUGGUGCGUCUGCUCUUGCUGCUGGUGCUGCUGCAGGGACUGGAUCAGCGUCAUCAACGGCAGCAGCAGGGCGUGCCCUUGCUCCUCCUGUUUCAGAUCAUACUGCUCCUGCUGCCCCAUCCGUUUCGUCUUCUUCCCUCUCCUCUGCCUCCUCUGCUACCACCAGUGGGGUAGCAGCACUGGAGGCACUAGAGCGGGAGCUAGCAGCGCACGUGGUGCUCAACCGAUGGCUGGGAAUAGGGUUACCAGGGAGUGGGGUGAGGACGGUGGGGCAGGCAGAGGAGCGGGCAGUGGAGGUGGUAGAGCAGAUAGCAGCACCGGAGCAUCAAGUGGGGUGGGGCGUGUGGCUGAGAGUGGGACGCAUGCUGGAGAGCGAGCAGCAGCAGCUGGCCAUGCUGCUGGAGACAAUGCAUGUGAAAUCUGUCAUGCAUACAUAUGAGCUCAUAGACGUCAACGGGGAGGCGGGCGAUUUCCUGGCCCUAGAGGCGUUUGAUUGGGGCCUGCAGGGGCUGCUGGCAUGCCUGGAGCCAUCGGACGGGGCGGCGGAGCUGGUGGAUCUGAUCUACCCGCUGGAUGAAGAGCGGGUGCUGCUGUGCCUCGCCAUUGCUGCGCGCAUGGCUGCCACGCACACCGUGGGCAGCGGGCGCAGAUGGCCCACGAGGGACCUGCCCAAGUUCGUUGCCGAGCUGCUUUCGCUGGCGGAGUCAUGGCGCAUGGAGAGCCAGCAGAUGUCGCGAGCUGUGAACGUGGUGACGCUGCUGUGGGGCUGGGCGCUGCCCAAGAGAGAGCAGCUCAUGGACCAGUGCGGGUCUGCUGACGAAGCAAGGGAGGUCCUGGAACGAACUGCAUCCUCCAUAUGGAGGUCCCUUGCACAAGGAGCUCAAAAGUAGUCGAACAGCGUGCACUCAGGUUAUGAGUGCUUCCUAUAUUUAUUUUCGUAGUACAGAUUUUUUCGUGCUGCUAUUUCCCAUUUCAAUUCUGGUAAAUUGUGUUACCACUAGAUCACCAUUUAUACCGCAUCACUCCUAGGAUGGUUGGUAAUCAGCUAAGGAUAUAUUCAACACUUCCUUC
Molecule: messenger RNA, 11143 nt
Organism: Closterium sp. NIES-67
Lineage: Eukaryota; Viridiplantae; Streptophyta; Zygnematophyceae; Desmidiales; Closteriaceae
Source: the annotation of a GenBank genome assembly